Molecule: messenger RNA, 2032 nt
Organism: Thlaspi arvense
Lineage: Eukaryota; Viridiplantae; Streptophyta; Magnoliopsida; Brassicales; Brassicaceae
Source: the annotation of a GenBank genome assembly
UAUAUAAAUAUUGUCGUUAUUUUCUCCAUUUUCUCAUUCUCCGAAAUAAAAAAAAAACAAACAGAUCUUACGAUUUGGGGGAGAAAGCGCAAUGAGGACACCGACGAUGCUGCUCCUCUUUGUUGGAGCUCUCAUCUUCUCCGGCGCCGGCUAUGUCAGAUCCGACGCCUCCGACCACCGUUACAAGGAAGGAGAUGUCGUUCCUCUCUACGCCAACAAGGUCGGCCCAUUUCACAACCCAAGCGAGACGUAUCGGUAUUUUGAUCUUCCCUUCUGUAUCCCAGAGGGUGUCAAAGAGAAGAAGGAAGCUCUUGGGGAGGUUCUGAAUGGUGAUCGGCUUGUUAGUGCUCCAUACAAGCUCAACUUCAGAGAUGAAAAAGAGUCUGAAGUAUACUGCAGAAAGAAGCUAAGUAAAGAAGAGGUCACGCAGUUCCGAAAGGCUGUUGAGAAGGACUACUACUUCCAGAUGUACUACGAUGAUCUGCCUAUCUGGGGAUUCAUCGGAAAGGUUGACAAAGAGAUCAAAUCUGACCCUAGCGAAUACAAAUAUUUCCUCUACAAGCACAUCCAGUUUGAGAUCCUGUACAACAAGGACCGUGUGAUCGAAAUCAGUGCCAGAAUGGAUCCUCACUCGCUUGUCGAUCUCACAGAGGACAAGGAAGUCGAUGCAGAGUUUAUGUACACUGUGAAGUGGAAGGAAACCGAGACUCCUUUUGAGAAAAGAAUGGAGAAGUACUCCAUGUCUUCCUCGCUUCCACAUCACUUGGAGAUCCACUGGUUCUCCAUCAUAAACUCCUGCGUCACUGUCCUUCUUUUGACUGGAUUCCUUGCAACUAUCUUGAUGCGUGUCCUCAAGAACGAUUUCAUGAAGUAUGCUCAAGACGAGGAGGCUGCUGAUGAUCAAGAGGAAACUGGAUGGAAAUACAUCCAUGGCGACGUGUUUCGGUUCCCAACGCGCAACUCUUUGUUUGCUGCGUCUCUUGGUAGUGGUACGCAAUUGUUUACACUCACCAUAUUCAUAUUCAUGCUUGCUCUUGUUGGAGUGUUCUAUCCAUACAACCGAGGAGCACUCUUUACCGCUUUGGUGGUCAUUUACGCUCUAACUUCUGGAAUCGCCGGAUACACAUCCGCCUCUUUCUACUGCCAGCUUGAAGGAAAAAGCUGGUUCCAAGCACCGUGCCGCACCACCAAAUAUCCCCGUGAGAUUCCGCCGCUUCCUUGGUACAGAAGCGCUGUUCCUCAGAUGGCCAUGGCUGGUUUUCUUCCUUUCAGUGCCAUCUACAUCGAGCUUUACUACAUCUUCGCUAGUGUCUGGGGUCACAGGAUCUACACAAUCUACAGCAUCCUCUUCAUCGUCUUCAUCAUUCUCAUCAUCGUUACUGCAUUUAUAACCGUUGCUUUGACUUACUUCCAACUCGCUGCUGAAGAUCACCAAUGGUGGUGGAGAUCGUUCCUAUGCGGUGGAUCGACUGGUUUGUUCAUCUACGCCUACUGCUUAUACUAUUACUACGCACGAUCAGACAUGUCAGGAUUCAUGCAAACAUCGUUUUUCUUUGGAUACAUGGCUUGCAUUUGCUACGGAUUCUUCUUAAUGCUCGGGACAGUCGGGUUUCGCGCAGCCCUACUCUUCGUUCGUCACAUUUACCGGUCGAUCAAAUGCGAGUAAGAAAGUCUUUUACACAGAUCAUCUUACGUUGCUUUUCUUCCUCCUCUUCUGCCUCCUUACGAAUUUUGCUAGAACAUAAAGAGAUAGGUUGUUAGAAAGAAGAGAGACACAAGACUGUAUGUCUGAUUAUUUUCUUAAAAAAGCAUCUCUUCUCAUUAGAGGUUUUACUUUAGUUAUUUUUGGCUACAGAAAUUAAAUUACUUGUAUCAUUUUCUAUAUAUUUUUACGUAUUGUAAAAGACGAAAAUACAUUUGCACUGUUUUUUAUUCGAGUUUCUUUGUAUCUAAUAAAUGCCAAACUCUUCUGUUUUCCCUUAACAACACCUCUAAUGAUAGUUUUCUUUGUCAAAUUAAAGAUUAUCCUAUU